Molecule: messenger RNA, 1888 nt
Organism: Oxyura jamaicensis (ruddy duck)
Lineage: Eukaryota; Metazoa; Chordata; Aves; Anseriformes; Anatidae
Gene: SPO11
Product: SPO11 initiator of meiotic double stranded breaks
Exons: 16
Coding region: 105-1172 (355 amino acids)
Biological process (GO): meiotic DNA double-strand break processing; reciprocal meiotic recombination; meiotic DNA double-strand break formation
Cellular component (GO): nuclear chromosome
Molecular function (GO): DNA topoisomerase type II (double strand cut, ATP-hydrolyzing) activity; ATP binding; DNA binding
Source: RefSeq, a predicted model, not a curated record
GUUGAAGCAAUAUGUGUCAUUGAAGAAACAGCAGAGGGAGAAACAAGCCGGUAUACUUGGAAGUAUCCCUUUAGGAGAUAAAGAGGCUGGUUUUAAGACAUGAAAUGUGCAGUUCUGAAGUUCUUGAAGCAAUUGAAAAUGUUAUUCAAGAUGUGCUUGAAAGCUUGUCCAAAAAACAAGCACCUGUUCUCACAGUAACUAGGAGAUCAGAUUGGAAUAAUAUUGAAUUUAAAGAUUCUGUAGGUCUACAGAUGAUACCGUAUUGUACUACAAAACAAAUCAGAAGUGACUGCCCUAGAUCAGCACCAAAGUUUGCUCUGAUGCUCAAAAUAUUAUCUAUGAUCUACAAGAUGGUGCAGAGCAAUACUUAUGCAACUAAAAGAGAUAUAUAUUACUCAGAUACACAACUGUUUGGUAGCCAGAGUGUUGUGGACAAUAUAAUCAAUGACAUUUCUUGUAUGCUUAAGAUACCUCGGAGAAGUCUACAUAUACUGUCUACAACAAAAGGUUUUGUUGCUGGUAAUUUAAGUUAUACUGAGGAAGAUGGUACAAAAGUGAAUUGUACCUGUGGUGCAACAGCAGUCACCGUGCCAUCUAAUGUUCAAGCAAUUAAAAAUUUAAACUCACAUGCCAAAUUUAUAUUAAUUGUAGAAAAAGAUGCAACUUUUCAGAGGCUCCUGGAUGAUGAUUUCUGCAUUAAAUUGUCCCCAUGUAUAAUGAUUACGGGAAGAGGCAUACCAGAUUUGAAUACACGACUUUUGGUCAGAAAGCUGUGGGAUACAUUUCAAAUUCCUGUUUUCACCCUUAUGGAUGCAGAUCCACAUGGUGUAGAAAUAAUGUGCAUCUACAAAUAUGGAUCUGUGUCAAUGUCUUUUGAGGCCCAUCAUCUCACUGUUCCAUCUAUAAGGUGGCUUGGUCUCCUUCCAUCUGAUCUGAAGAGAUUAAAUAUAUGCAAAGAUGUCCUGAUUCCACUUACAAAGCAAGAUCAAAAUAAGUUAGCAAGUAUACAAAAGAGACCUUACAUUGCUUGUCAGCCAAUGUGGAAGAAAGAGCUGGAAAUUAUGGCAGCAUCUAAAAUGAAGGCUGAAAUUCAAGCUUUAACUUCACUUUCACCGGAUUAUCUUUCCAGAGUCUAUUUACCAAACAAAUUGCAAUUUGGUGGAUGGUUAUGAAUGCUUGUUUGCCAAUUAACUGUUUUUAUUGAUAAUACUUUCUUGACUGCUUCUUGUUCAGUUUAUUACUACAGCUAGAUUAUGGUUAUCUAUUCUUUUAAAGCAGAAAAUGAUGCUGUACAGUCCUUUUAAUUUUUGAAGAGUAAAAGGCUUUGUUAACAAUUUUUUGGAAAUGUCUCUUUCUGGAAAUAAUUUUAAGUACAGUGCAGUGGUAUUUUGUGUUCACUGUAAACUCAGACCUAAAAGUCAGAGAUAAUUCUUCAUUACUGCAUAUCUCAGGCAGCUAUAAAUGUUCCAGCAACCAAAUUGAUAUUUGUUUUCAAUGAACAAGUAAGCAAGCAGAUGUUACUGAUUAAGAAUUUAAUAAACAAUCCUGUUAAUGAUGCACAUCAUAACAAAAUCCCUUGUUCAUUUUUUUUUAAAAAGUUGACCCUAAAACAGUAAAAAGAAGCCAGAAACUGCAGUGAUUAAAGUGUAUAAUGUAUUUUACAUGAAGAAACCAAAUUGAGUACAUAGAAAAUAUUUCUAAAACUGAUCCACAGAGUCAUCAAAAAAUAUUUUCAGUAGACUUUACAUUUUACUACUGCUCCACCAGUAUCCAAUUCAAAAGGAACUCGAAAUCCUUUUUAUUUUCUGCAGUGUAGCAGUGUUACUGCCUACUAGCAACUUCCAGUGUCUGGGUGCACAAAUAAUCUCGAUUCCCGAGUAAUACACCA